This is a messenger RNA of Acanthosepion pharaonis, 531 nucleotides long. NCBI's taxonomy places the organism in Eukaryota, Metazoa, Mollusca, Cephalopoda, Sepiida, Sepiidae. The record is from the annotation of a GenBank genome assembly.
AUGUGCCAACCACGCUUAGUUUUACGCUCACAUGACAUUUUGGCGGCAUUUCUCUCCCUUCAAGAACCUUUCCAUCAUAAGAAGUUCUGCAACAUGGGGAAAGUGACUCUUAAAUUCAAGAAACUAUCAGAAAAUGCUUUUACACCUACAAAGGGAUCCGAAAAAGCAGCAGGAUAUGACCUUUACAGUGCUUAUGAUUAUAUUGUUCCUCCACAAGACAAGCUUUUGGUAAAAACAGAUCUACAAAUUGCUCUUCCAGAUGGUUGCUAUGGACGUGUCGCUCCUCGUUCUGGCUUAGCAGUAAAGAAAUUCAUUGAUGUUGGCGCUGGCGUCAUUGAUCAAGAUUACAGGGGGAAUGUUGGUGUGGUUCUGUUUAAUUUUGCUAAAGAAGAAUUUGUUGUGAAGAAAGGAGAUAGAAUUGCACAGUUGGUUUUGGAGCGAAUUUUCUUGCCAGAACUUGAAGAAUCAAAAGUGGAUCUUGAAGAAACAGAUAGAGGAUCUGGUGGUUUUGGUUCAACUGGUAGCAAUUAA